AUGCGCGUGCCCGGAUCUUCUGAGGCCUCUGGAUUUCACCGUGAGUCCACUGGCGAAGAUGUCAAGAUUAAGCAAGAACCUGGGAUUGAAGUGUCAGCGACAAAGGGAUCGACGCAGACACGCAGAAGCACAAGAUCCUCAGAUCAUCAGAGUUUUGGGAGGGGCUCUGAUGAAAUGAAAAUGAAAGAGGAAGAUCGAGAGAUCGAUCUGGAAGAUAAACCUCAAUUCCCUCCUAUGAUCCCUUCGGGGGCCACCGCAGAUCGCUCUGCAAAGAGCGAUCUGCUGGAUGAAAAUCCAACGGUGAAAUCCCUGGUUCGAAUCCGGGCACGCGCACCAUUGUGGUGA
Messenger RNA from Peronospora matthiolae, 345 nucleotides. The record is from the annotation of a GenBank genome assembly. Lineage: Eukaryota; Oomycota; Peronosporomycetes; Peronosporales; Peronosporaceae.